Messenger RNA from Solenopsis invicta (red fire ant), 1162 nucleotides. It is a transcript of the gene TfIIEbeta, whose product is annotated as transcription initiation factor IIE subunit beta. The record is from RefSeq and is a predicted model, not a curated record. Lineage: Eukaryota; Metazoa; Arthropoda; Insecta; Hymenoptera; Formicidae. Gene Ontology annotation, biological process: transcription initiation at RNA polymerase II promoter. The coding region runs from base 186 to 1028 and encodes 280 amino acids. Gene Ontology annotation, cellular component: transcription factor TFIIE complex. The transcript has 4 exons.
CAACAACGUCACGAACAUAUGAUGAGAGGUUAGGUUUCGUUAUAAGAUAGAGUAUUGGAGUAUAUCAGUGUACGUUGAUCGACUAAUUGAUUCAUUGUUUCCUCGUCGACAUUACAUUGAAUUAUGAAAUAAAAAAUUCAUCUAUUGAUAAAGACACGUUUGAAUUUUGGAGAAACUGUACAACCAUGGAUCCAGCUUUACUUAAAGAGCGAGAGCUCUUUAAAAAACGUGCUCUAACCACACCAAUUGUUGACAAAAGAAAACAAGAAAAGGAAGCUACGAAAGAUGAACCAUCAAAGAAAAAACCUAAAGUAUCCAUGGUACCUACAGGACCAAAACUGGAUAUGGUCAAUUAUAAAACCAUGUCUGGUAGUACACAAUACAAAUUUGGUGUGUUAGCAAAGAUAGUAAAACACAUGAAAGCGAGACAUCAGGAAGGAGAUGACCAUCCGUUAACAUUAGAAGAGAUUUUAGAUGAAACAAAUCAAUUAGAUGUUGGAUCGAAGGUCAAACAAUGGCUACAGUCUGAAGCUUUAGUACAAAAUCCUAAAAUUGAAGUAACCGAAGGUAGAUUUGUGUUUAAACCUAUGUAUAAAAUUAAAGAUAAAAAGUCCUUACUGAGACUUUUAAAACAACAUGAUUUGAAAGGACUCGGUGGUAUAUUAUUGGAAGAUAUACAGGAGAGUUUACCACAUUGUGAUAAACAUUUAAAGAGUUUACAGAACGAAAUAUUGUACAUUAUACGACCACUUGAUAAGAAAAAGAUUGUCUUUUAUAAUGAUAAGACAGCUCAGUUUCCUAUUGACGAAGAAUUCCAAAAGUUAUGGAGAGCUGUUGCAGUAGAUGCUAUGGAUGAUCAGAAAAUAGAUGAAUAUCUUGAGAAACAAGGAAUUAGAUCAAUGCAAGAUCAUGGACUCAAAAAACCAGCACCAAUCAAACGAAAGAAACCUGUUAAUAGAAGGAAACAGUUCAAGAAACCAAGAGACAAUGAACAUUUGGCAGACGUUUUGGAAACGUACGAUGAUUAAGUAAGAAUUAUACGAUUAUCCUAUUAUAUAAAGUUUUUUAAAAAUUACUAUGACUGAAUGUAAAUAAAAUAAGAAUAUUACUAAAUUUAUUUUGUAAAUAUUUUAAAUAAAAGUAUUAUGAAUUGUACAAAAUA